UAUGCCGGUGCUGUAGAGCAGGGUCUAUUCUCACUUGCCGUUACUAGACGAAUGAACGUUGUUCUAUAUAGCCUUUCUUUCCAGUUUAAUAUUUAAAAAAUAUUUCUGCACGGAAUAAGAGAGAUUAUGUCCAGACAGCUCACAAUGAAUCCAGCUUUCCUACCUUCGCAAACUAACGGUGUUUUGAAGGCGCUCCUGGAAAAACCUCUGAAACUACCUUUACGCCAAGAUGAAGGCUUUGUUAAGGAGAGAGAGAAGGUGAAAAAGCUGGAGGAAGAAGGAAAUGCUCCUCAGUCAGCUUUCUUAGGGCCAACGCUCUGGGAUAAAACAUUGUCUUAUGAUGGAGACAACUUUCAGUUGGAGUAUAUGGACCUUGAGGAGUUUCUCUCUGAAAAUGGCAUCCCCUCCAGUCCCGCACAACAUGACCAAAGCCUCCAUCACCAGCAGCAGCAGCAGCAGCAGGCUUCAAUGCCUCUGGGUCCCAUCUCAGUCAUGGACCUCAGCAGCCGGGCUGUGACCUCCAUAAAUACAGGCAUGGUUCCUCAGAACUGCCUCCACAGCCCGGGCAGACCAGUUUUGCCUCCUUCACGUAACACACCAAGUCCAGUAGACCCAGAGGCUAUUCAGAUACCAGUGAGCUACGAGCCCGAUCCAGCAGACCUCGCUCUGUCCAGCGUGCCGGGCCAGGAGGUUUUCGAUCCACGUAAACGCAAGUUCUCUGAAGAGGAGCUGAAACCUCAGCCUAUGAUCAAGAAAGCACGCAAAAUCUACAUUCCUGAUGAUAUGAAGAAUGAAAAAUACUGGGCACGACGCAGAAAGAACAACAUGGCUGCCAAGAGGUCACGGGACGCUCGACGCCUAAAGGAGAAUCAGAUUGCCAUCCGGGCUGGUUUUCUGGAGAAAGAGAAUGCGGCUCUCCGACUGGAAGUUGCCGACCUACGGAGAGAGCUGGGACGGUGUAAAAAUGUCUUAACAAAGUAUGAAGCUCAACACGACCCCCUGUGAGACCACCCAGGUGCUCUUCAAGUUCCCCCACCCAUGCCCUUCCAAUUCGAAGGACAAUAUUCUUGGGUUGAAGUCCACUGGAUCUGUUUUCCAGCCAGAUCUCAGUCUGUUUUUGACACCUUAUAAGGCAGAAACAUUACUUUAGAGAUCUAUCCACUAUCUUUCUCUAUUUGUAAUCGCAAACAAAGCCAUCGUUGUUUGCUGAUCAUGUUACUUAUUAUUUUACUGUGUUGUAGCAUUUGUCCACAAACGUUUGCCUUGAUUUGUCGUUUAAUCUGAGCUAGUGGAUCUUCUGCUGUUCCACUACAGACACACAUUGAGUUGUGUAUGAGAGGGGUACAUGUGCAUAGCUGCUUGGGGCACAUAAAGGUUUUGUGUCUCCAUAAAGACAAUAUUCUCACAGACAGAAUAGAAUGUAGCAGGAUUUGAGAGUUUGAAUGCGUUAAAUAAUUCUACAUGACCAUAAUUACUAAAUAUAUGUAUAUCCUUGGAGACAAUCAAGUUGUCAGAGGUCCAUUUAUUCUGCAUUAGCAUGCUUUUGAGUUCAAACCGUGAUCAAGGAAGGCAUUUCGAACAAGGUCUCAAUGCCCUUAUUGCUGACACAAACAGGCAACCUGCUUUUUAAAGUAUAUUGAUAUGGUUAUGUUGCCUUUUGUUGGUCAGUUGUGAAAUGAAUGUAGUGCAAACGUGUUUUAUGUCUAUCACUCUUUACUACAGACCAAGUGAUAUGAAAUACAAUAAGGUUAUAUUGUCAUAUUACAAUUAAAUGUUUUUACAAAGUUAUUCUUGCUUUUGUACAGUAUUUUCAUAUGAAUUUCUGAAUAUAUAUCUAUGUAAUCUGAUGUAUACUGUAUAUUUAUAGGCUUCAAAUUCUAUGGAAUAAAGUUUUAACUCUACAGGUAACUGUAUAUGGGCAUUAAUAUAAUACAUUUAGUACCAUGAACUUUACAUUAUGGUUUCUUUACCUUUUCUUAUUCAGUCACUUUAGUAUUAUGUGCAUCAGUAUCGAAACUUUUUUUCAUGUUUACUUUUUUUUGAUGUUGUUAAAUUAUAUUGUGAUGUACGAUCAUGAAAUAUGGUAUUAUUUGCCAAACUUGGUAAAAGAGCUCUACUCUUGGCCACAUGUUGUCAAUCAUUGUAUAUUUCAACAAACAAGAUGUCUUUUAUAUUAAAUAUAUUAAAAUACAGCAUGUUUAAAUUUUGACAUUCUUUCUUCAGAUUAUUAUAAGGCUUAAAUAUUUGCAAUAUGUUGUCUGCU
Molecule: messenger RNA, 2263 nt
Organism: Carassius auratus (goldfish)
Lineage: Eukaryota; Metazoa; Chordata; Actinopteri; Cypriniformes; Cyprinidae
Product: hepatic leukemia factor-like
Exons: 4
Coding region: 127-1005 (292 amino acids)
Biological process (GO): regulation of transcription by RNA polymerase II
Cellular component (GO): nucleus
Molecular function (GO): RNA polymerase II cis-regulatory region sequence-specific DNA binding; DNA-binding transcription factor activity, RNA polymerase II-specific
Source: RefSeq, a predicted model, not a curated record